Molecule: messenger RNA, 7670 nt
Organism: Bufo gargarizans (Asiatic toad)
Lineage: Eukaryota; Metazoa; Chordata; Amphibia; Anura; Bufonidae
Gene: DENND4C
Product: DENN domain containing 4C
Exons: 33
Coding region: 172-5988 (1938 amino acids)
Biological process (GO): regulation of Rab protein signal transduction
Cellular component (GO): cytoplasmic vesicle
Molecular function (GO): protein binding
Source: RefSeq, a predicted model, not a curated record
CCAAGCCCGGAAGUAUUCUCCGGUCUGAAGCGAAGAUCAUGGCGCCAGUCGUACGGGUGACGGCCGUGGUGUCAGGGACAACUAGCUGGGAGAUGUUAUAAUGUAAACUGCUGCCAUUAAGACUUUUCCUACUUGUGUCUUGCCCGCUGGCCCAGACGGCCAUCUGAAGAUAUGAUGGAAGAUAAAGGUCCCCGAGUUGCCGAUUACUUUGUGGUGGCUGGAUUGACAGAAACCUCUAAACUUCUGGACCAUGAUGCGGCUCGCUUGGAGACCAAAGCAGAUCGCCCCAAAGCUCCAAUUACAGAUCUUGCCAUCAUCAAUCGGACAGCUGGUGAGGCAGUACCAGAGGGUUACACAAGUAUCGAACUCACACCAAGUGGCCUUCAGGCAAAUCUCAAUCAUGGGAGUCUAAAGAGUCCAGAGCUCUUCAUUUGUUACAAACGAGAGAAAGGGAAGGCACCACUGAUAGAUAUUGGAGUGCUGAACGAGGGGAAAGAACGCCUUAUGUCUGGCUGUGAAACCAUUCAGGCAACUCCAUACGGACGCUGUGCUAACGUCAAUAAUAGCUCAGCCAGCUCGUCACGAAUAUUCAUCACUUAUCGCCGGGCACCGCCAGAUCGCACUCAGAACUCUUUAGCAGUUACAGACAUCUGUGUGAUCAUCACUAACAAGGGAGAAACUCCCCCUCAUACCUUCUGUAAGGUUGACAAGAACCUCAACGGUGGAAUGUGGGGAUCUAGUGUAUUCCUGUGUUACAAGAAGUCUGUCCCAGCAUCAAAUGCCAUAGCGUAUAAAGCUGAUAUGAUCUUCAGAUAUCCAGAAGAAAAUUAUGAAUCGUUUGCUCUACCCGAAUCUGUCCCUCUUUUCUGCCUUCCUAUGGGAGCCACAAUUGAAUGCUGGGCUCCCAAAAUAAAGUACCCCCUCCCUGUGUUCUCCACUUUUGUCUUAACUGGUUCUAAUGCUGACAAGGUAUAUGGCGCUGCUAUUCAAUUUUAUGAGCCCUACCCCCGAGAAAUGCUGACCGAGAAGCAGAUGAUCCAGCUAGGGCUCAUUACAGCAGUUGAGAAAAAAGUGAUGACCUCUAACAUUAUCAACACCAACAAAUGUAUCUGUCUGCUCUCCCACUGGCCUUUUUUUGAGACGUUCCGCAAAUUCUUAAUGUUCAUCUACAAGCUCUCAGUAUCCGGCCCACACCCCCUUCCCAUUGAAAAACACAUAUCCCACUUCAUGCACAAUAUUCCCUUCCCAUCACCUCAGAGGCCAAGGAUCCUUGUUCAGCUAUCUGCACAUGAUGCUCUGGUUCUCUCUCAGCCUCUGUCAACCCCUUUGCCUUUGAGUGGUGCGAACUUCAGUACAUUAGUGAUGAGUUUGGGACCAGAAAACUGUGCAACGUUGCUGCUUUUUGUACUGCUAGAAAGCAAGAUACUACUACACUCUCUUAGGCCAGCCGUUCUGACUGGAGUAGCUGAGGCCGUUGUAGCGAUGAUAUUCCCUUUUCAGUGGCAAUGCCCUUAUGUUCCUCUGUGCCCAUUAUCUCUGGCAGGAGUGCUCAAUGCCCCAAUCCCUUUUAUUGUCGGAGUAGAUUCCCGAUUCUUUGAUCUCUCUGACCCUCCACAGGAUGUAGUCUGCAUUGACUUGGACACAAGUAUGAUCUACAUGUCAGAGGAUAAGAGAAACUUAAGCUGGAAACAGCUUCCAAAGAAACCAGUUAAGAACCUCCUCAGUACUUUGAAAAAGAUCUAUCCCCAACUAUUGACAGUCCACCGACAAACUCAGGAGAGUGCAAUAGAGAUGACUCCUAUCGAAGCAGACUUUUCCUGGCAAAAGAAAAUGCGUGAGCUUGAAAUAGAAAUUCAAGAGGCAUUUCUCCGCUUUAUGGCAUUAAUACUGAAAGGUUACAGAACAUACCUGAAGCCUAUCACAGAGGCACCAUCAAAGAAGGCCACUGCUGUAGAUUCACUUUUUGACCGCCAAGGUUUUCAGAAAAGCAGGGAUCGUGCUUACAUGAAGUUUUACACACAACUAAUGAAAACGCAGAUCUUCAUCCGUUUCAUUGAAGAGUGCAGCUUUGUCAGUGACAAAGACACCAGCCUGGCUUUUUUUGAUGACUGCAUUGAAAAGCUGUUUCCUGACAAAGGCAAUGAAAAGGGGGACAAGGUAGACCAGGAAUUCCCUGAAGAUACCCGCUUGAUAGAGCUGGAUGAGUCGCAGAAAAGUGAACACACCGUGUUUAUAAUGCCACCUGAGCCUCUGCCAGAGGAUGGGCCUGAUCCAGGUCCAAAAUAUAGCUACAAAAGCUUUCCAAGGCUUGAUUAUGCCCUUUUUGAUCGGACACGUGAGCAGUAUCUCACAUUCAAUGGAAAUCCAAAAACCAAUCGAGUAUCAAGUAGCCCUACCUUUAUUGCUAAAAGGACCAAGCAGGAGAUUAAAGCUGCACAUAAAGUGGCCAGGAAAUACAGCACCAAUGCCAGCAACUGGCCCAAAUGCUUAUUCAGCCAUUGUUUUAGUCUGUGGUUCGUCUGUCUGCCAAUUUAUGUCAAGGUUUCUCAUUCAAAGUCUCGAGCACUCCAGAAGUCUUAUGAGGCGUUAGUAAAAAUGAGAAAGACUGAGGUGGAUCCACUGGAUGAGGUUUGUUACAGAGUUGUAAUGCAGCUGUGUGGUAUUUGGGAGAACCCAGCUUUGGCUGUAAAGGUCUUGUUUGAAAUGAGAAAUGCAAAAAUUCAACCCAAUGCCAUCACAUAUGGCUACUAUAACAAGGUUGUACUAGUGAGUCCAUGGCCGAGCAGUAAACGCAGUGGAAAUUUCCUAUGGACAAAGGUCCGGAAUGUGGUACAAGGUUUAGCUCAGUUUCGAAAACCGGUGAAGACAAAACUGGUCCCUAAAGCUGUGUCAGUAUCAGCUCCUCACAGUGCUACAAGUAACAGUGAUGUGGAUAUGGUGAGCCAUCUUGGCGUGGAUAAUUCUAAUGAUGCUAACUCUGGGGAGCACACUGUCUUCGUGCGGGAUCUAAUCAGGCUUGAUUCUACUGAUAACCACCCUAGUACAGGUGAUCAGGUCAGUGAGGAGAUGGGACCCAAAGAUGAACUUCAUAAAAAAAGCACUUUAAAUCACGAAGACCUAGAAGCUAUGACAGAAACAUCUUCUUCACGGUUGAAGCACCAUCCAGUACAAAAUGGAAGUACACUUCAAUCUGCUGAUGUAAUAGCAGUACAUUCUGAUGGCCAAAGUGAAAUGCAGUUGACAAUCCCUGAGGUUAGAAGUCCACCAGAAUCUCCUCCCUGUGGAAGCAGCAUUGUUAAAGUGCCCUCUGGAAUAUUUGAUGUUACUGGGAGAAAAAGCAGCAGUGGGAGUGUACACAUUCCACCGCCCACAGUUCAGGAUUCUGGAGAUGACUCUGUGUUUGUCAGUGAUGCUCAGGCUAAGAAGUCUGGAGAUAAAGCCCAGAAGAGACAAAAGAUGUUCGCUGAGAGGAGCUGCAGCUUUAGUACAGACAGUCGUGCAGGCAUGAUGCUAAAGAAAGGUAGUCUUGAAAUGUCUACUAAUGAGAUUGCAAUGAAGAUGGGAGCCGAUGCCAAGAUACUAACUGCAGCAUUAUCAAAGACACCCCCCCAUCCACAGACUGGCAAGGAAUUUAGUUUUGAUGGCAUUGACAGCCCAGCUCCUAGUCAGAAAGCUGAUUCAGGAUGCCAAGCCACAGAGACUCCAGAGAAUGUCUUGGGUCGGGAAAUGUUUGACCCCUUAGCUACUGUUAAGGAAGAAACAACAUCGGAAUCAUCAGAGUGUACAAAUAACACCGAGAACCAAAACCUGACUUCUUCUGUGAAGGACACAGAUGAACCAAACAAAAGAAACAGUUCUUAUGGCCUUCCCAAAGCAGUAGAAAGAGAAGGAGUAGAGAAAGGGCUUGAUCCAUUAUCACUGCUGGCUUCAGCAUCUGUGGAAGACAUUUCUUACCCUGCCGAGGAGAAGAUCAUUUCCCCUGUUGUAGCACGUAACCUCGCUGAUGAAAUUGAAAGCUAUAUGAAUUUGAAAAGUCCCCUUGGGAAUAAAUCCUCUAGUAUGGAACUUAGAAGCAAAGAUCCUGCUAAGGAAAAUGCGAGUCCUAUCCAAGGCACAACUGAAAGGAGAUCUAGCUUGCCUGCUGACUCCACACCCCCUUCCGAUGUGCAGGGUGAAAAUCAGAAAAACUCAGUAUCCAGGUCCAAAACAUUUACUGCAACUCCAAAACACCACCUAAAAAACCAAAAGGAGCGGUCUGUCUCACUAACUGCACUUGUCCGCAACACUCAGCACGGUUCACUGGGUUCAGUGGUGAACUCCCUUCCUGGACUUAAGUUUGACAACCUUUUAACCGGGCCCAAAAUGGAUGUGCUCAAGUCUAGUAUGAAGCAAGCAGCCAAUGUAGCCAGCAAGAUGUGGGGGGCAGUGGCAUCUGCAUACAACUACUCUGAUGAUGAGGAAGAAGUUAAUAAAGAUGAAUAUCCGUUUCCUUUGAAUAUUGAAGAACAAGAGAUAGGCGACAACUUUGCUUCCAAGACAGGCUUCCAAAGACUUUCUUCAAGCAGCUUGAAUCAGAGCAGCACCAGCCUGGGCAGCAGCAGCAGUGGCGGCACAAGCAAACAGAGCUGCACCAAUAGUGAACCUGCACUAGGUAGAGGGAUACGAGGUUUGGAGUCGGAGAAGUCAGAACAUGGGUCAUCUCAAAAUACCAGCUUAUCAAGUAUCUUUCAGAACUGUGCAAUGGAGGUCCUGAUGUCUAGUUGCUCGCAGUGCCAGGGCUGUAAGGCCUUAGUUUUUGAUGAAGAGAUCAUGGCAGGAUGGACUGCUGACGACUCGAAUCUAAACACCACAUGUCCUUUCUGUAAAGUCAUCUUUCUGCCUUUUCUAAACAUUGAAUUUAAGGACUUGCGUGGCUCCAACAGCUUCUUCCUCAAGCCAAGUAACUCAGGUGACAGCCUACAAAGCAGUAACCAUCAGUCGACCACUGAGACUUCUCAGCAUCAGAAGACAUUGGUCCCUCCUUCCAAUGAUCUCAUUAACUUGUCAGACUCUCCACUGACGGCGGCAGCACAUUCCAGCAAACCUACUGAAAACAGUGAUGGUGAGGACAAACUGAAGCAUUUGGCCAGUGACAGUGCAACAAAGAGAGGUGCAUCAUUGACAAGGAGUCACAGCGUGGGAGGACCUCUCCAGAAUUUUGACCUACCCAAGAAACCUUUGCAUGGGGUGUCAACUGUCAGCUUACCGAACAGCCUGCAGGAAGUGGUGGAUCCUUUGGAAAGGAGACACAAUCCUCCCCCUGUUUCUGUCCCAUAUCUUAGUCCUCUUGUUCUCCGAAAAGAACUGGAAUCUUUGCUGGAGAACGAGGGUGAGCAGGUUAUUCAUACGUCAACUUUUAUAAACCAGCAUCCGAUCAUCUUCUGGAACCUGGUAUGGUACUUUAGGAGACUGGAUUUACCAAGCAAUCUGCCUGGACUUAUCCUGACAUCAGAGCAUUGCAAUGGAGGGGAACAGGUGCCACAAUCAUCCCUAUCACAAGACAAUAAACUCGUUUACAUCCAGUUGUUAUGGGAUAAUGUCAACCUUCAUCAAGACCCUGGAGAGGCUCUCUAUAUAAAAUGGCGCACCUUAGAAUCUAUAAAGAAGACAGGAGCUGCCAUACCAAAGGAGUUACAAGAUAUCAGUCACUUACUGGAGAGCAUCACUCUCAGUAUCCAGCACAAUGAUGUUCUUAGACCUAUCAGUUUAUUGCUGCAGAAAUAUACUUCGGCCAGCAAAAGGCAAAGGAGUAUCUACAGAGAAGUACUGUACCUGUCUUUGGUCGCCCUGGGUCGAGAAAACAUUGAUAUUGAGGCCUUUGACAAUGAAUACAGACUUGCCUAUGAGAAACUCCCUUCUGAUCUGUUAAAGAGAAUGCAGAAGAUUGAUAUGCCUCCAGCCAAGAGUGUUGAGUGCUGUCGGAAUGUCUUUGGGGCACCCUUGAUCUGAUCACAACUUUCAGAAGAAUUCUUGGUUAUCAUUCCAUGGGGUUCAUUCUAGCCUUACACAUUAUACCACUGCAAGUCAUAAUGUGUGUCUAUCAGCCCCCAACUGGGAGGACUGGAUACACUUCCAUGGACGCAUGUGAUCCCUCCACUGUUGUUUUUAUUCUAGCUGUUGCAUUAUGGACCUAGGUGGAGUUGUGACUACUUCACUGUUACUUUUGGCACCUUACAGUUUGUUGGUUAGGAUUACAUAUUUACCAUGCAUUUCAAGUGUUGGAUCCUCUUCAGAAGCACUGCAACCAGUGAUUGGUACACCCUACUAGGAGUACAUGUCUGCAUGAACAUUUUUGUUUAAAUAUGUGCAAGCAAAUUAAUGCUUAGGUAUAACCGGUGAAAUGUAAGUUAUCUGUCACACUGCCAACUAUGCUCACCACAUGUAUACAUGAGAGCCUUGAGUAAGUAUAGAAAACUUGAACACGUCCGAGUUCUCAACUAUGCUUUCCAUAUUGACUUGUUUGAAAAUGCUUAUUUUUCAUAAAUGGUUUCAUGUAAUUCUGCCAACUCUAUAGAACCUCCCAAAAUUUCUUUAUACAUGGCACUUUUUAGAGGGACAUGUUCUUCCUAUCUUUGACAAUCUUCCAAACACUUGAUGAAUAUCCUGGUACACCCAUGUUGGAGCCAGGGACGUUUUAUUCUUUCAGGUGACGCAAACAGAGAAUUUUCCAGAGGAGUAUUUUCUGUCUUGCAUUGUAACAUCAUUGUUUGAACUAAACAAUUUUUUUUUUUUAAUUUUAUGAAAGAUCAUUGUUUAAAUUAAAUCGCAUUAUCAUGUUUGAUACAUGAUGUUUUAAUGACUGUCGUGCCUUAUAUCUCCUGCUGUCUAUUAGCAGGGGGCGCCCACCAAAUUACUGACCUUUCCAAAAAUUCUAAGCACAGUAAGGUAAUAUUUUCUAGGUUAUUGCCAAUUUAUGACAUGUAAACAGGGGGGAAAAGUUACUGUUGGCCAUAAAAAGUUCCAUGGUUUUUGGCAGUCUGACCUAAGCAAUCCUCUUGUUGACUGUAAAAGCACCAUACUAUUUUCCUAUGAUGAUGGGAUAUUUGGUUGAUGCACUGUAAUAAGUGUUUUAAUAGCAAAAUAUUUUUUUCUGAUGCAUAGGUCAAAAUUGCUUAAUAGUUCAGGCUGAUUUUUGGGGCAGUUUGUUAAAAACUGUUCUAAUCAUUAAUGAAAAAAACAUCUGAUUAUUCAGAUCAUUAGGCUGGAAUCUCACAUGCAGCUUUUGUUGCAAUUUUUUAGGCAAGUCCAGAAGUGGAUUCAAAUGAAAGGGAAAUAAAAAGGAAUGGCUUGGACUUCUCCCUCCUGCUGGAAGAUCUGCAUCAAAAACCGCAUGUGUGUUUCUAUCCAUAUAGCCAGUCAGGGUUAGAGUAAAGCUGCCCAUAGACAUGCUUAGCUUGGAUGAAAGAGAAUAUUAUUUCUGUUGAGCAGGGGAAGAGGAGUAUGUUGCCAAACAGUUUAGGUGCUGCAGGCAACCAUCUCAUCAGACAGAAAAAUAGAACUUGUCCAUUGUAUUUUCUCUCACAACUAAGGGUAUUUUCACACUUGCAGCAGAGGAAUCCGGCAGGCAGUUCCAUCGCCGGAACUGCCUGCCGGAUCCGUCAAAACGUAUGCCAACUGAUAGCAUUUGUAAG